Cebus imitator (Panamanian white-faced capuchin) is the source of this 700-nucleotide messenger RNA. RefSeq names its product proteasome assembly chaperone 4 (gene PSMG4). NCBI's taxonomy places the organism in Eukaryota, Metazoa, Chordata, Mammalia, Primates, Cebidae. The record is from RefSeq and is a predicted model, not a curated record. Gene Ontology annotation, biological process: proteasome assembly.
CCCUCCGGGACCGAAAGCGAAAGCGCGCUCGGCCUCUCGGCGCUCGCUCGAUCGGGUCUGGCCGAGCGGGCGGCGUUGACGACCGGGGUUCGGCGCCGUGGGCCCGGAGCUGAGGGCGGCAUGGAGGGUCCGGUGGCCGCCGCGGCCUGGGACGUUUCCCUGCACAACUUCAGCGCGAGGCUGUGGGAGCAGCUGGUCCACUUCCACGUCAUGCGGCUGACGGACUCUCUGUUCCUGUGGGUGGGGGCCACGCCGCACCUGCGCAACCUUGCCGUGGCCAUGUGCAGCCGUUACGACUCCAUCCCCGUGUCUACCUCUCUCCUUGGGGACACUUCCGACACGACCUCCACUGGCCUUGCCCAGCGCCUAGGGCUGGGAGGGGAGACUGGCCUGGCCUGCAAGUGUGGUGUAGAGCGGGGAUUAAGCAGAGACAAUGAGGCUGAAGGCUCCGCCGCUCCCACACCCCAGCAUACUUCCUGUACAUACCCAGGUGGGCCAGCAAGGAAGACCAACAAACAGGUGUUUGUCAGCUAUAACCUUCAAAACACAGACAGUAACUUCGCAUUACUUGUAGAAAACAGGAUCAAGGAAGAGAUGGAGGCUUUCCCCGAAAAGUUCUAGCUGAGUGGCAGCAGUGAGAAUUUGUAACUUAUGUACAAUGUACAUGUAAAUAAAUGGAUUGAAUUUUGAUUUGUCAUCA